Cavia porcellus (domestic guinea pig) is the source of this 3675-nucleotide messenger RNA. RefSeq names its product LHFPL tetraspan subfamily member 1 (gene Lhfpl1). Lineage: Eukaryota; Metazoa; Chordata; Mammalia; Rodentia; Caviidae. Gene Ontology annotation, cellular component: membrane. The coding region runs from base 347 to 1009 and encodes 220 amino acids. The record is from RefSeq and is a predicted model, not a curated record. The transcript is spliced from 4 exons.
GCAAAGAGCAGCUGGGAUUUCCAUUUCUGCCUGACAAGCUGGGAGGAGAAGUUUUUUCUCCGAUCUGAGCCUGGAGAGGGAAUAAGUCAGUCAGCCUUCAUACUCAGAAGCCUAAUGACAUGGAACUUUGAUCCAGGCAGAAGGAAAGGAAACUGAGAAGCAGAAUCCUAUAGGACACCAAUGCUCUUCAAGACAAUGAUUUUAUCCAGAGAAAGGGCAAAGUGGUGUUAAAAUGAGCCUCAAAUCUGGCCAACUAGAUGAAAAAUAGACCCUUGGAGCCUACAUUGUAACUUUUUGAUUUGGUGCUCUGACCCAUCUCCCCAUCCUUGCAGAGAAACUAGAGACCAUGAGGAGCAGCCUGACCUUGGUGGGGACCCUCUGGGCCUUCCUGUCCCUUGUUACUGCUGUGGCCAGUUCUACCAGUUACUUCUUGCCUUAUUGGCUCUUUGGAUCCCAGCUGGGGAAACCAGUGUCAUUCAGCACAUUCCGGAGAUGCAACUACCCAGUGCGAGGAGAAGGGAACAGUCUGAUCAUGGUGGAAGAAUGUGGUCGUUAUUCCAGCUUCACUGCCAUCCCAAGCCUGGCCUGGCAGAUGUGCACAGUGGUGACAGGUGCUGGCUGUGCACUCCUACUUCUGGUAGCACUGGCUGCUGUCCUAGGCUGCUGCAUGGAGGAACUCAUCUCCAGAAUGAUGGGACGUUGCAUGGGAGCAGCACAGUUUGUGGGAGGACUCCUGAUAAGCUCAGGCUGUGCCUUAUAUCCCUUAGGAUGGAAUAGCCCGGAGAUAAUGCAAACAUGUGGGAAUGUCUCAAAUCAAUUUCAAUUAGGUACAUGUCAGCUUGGCUGGGCCUAUUACUGUGCUGGAGGUGGAGCAGCUGCAGCUAUGUUGAUCUGUACUUGGCUCUCUUGCUUUGCUGGAAGAAACCCCAAGCCUGUCAUGUUAGUGGAGAGCAUCAUGAAGAACACCAAUUCUUACGCCAUGGAGCUUGACCACUGCCUCAAACCUUGAGCUUUGAAUGAAGAUUGAUUGGAGAGGGUGGGAAAGGGAAGGAAAGGGAACUUGAAAAGAGGUACUAAGACAAGACUAGGCCAGGUGGUGCCCACCAGCCAGUAGUGCAGCAUAGUAUCUUUAUGCUUUUAGCUCAUCUGUCAAUUACUUUCACUUUCCUAUAAACCAGUGGGUCAGUGGAUAUUUAAAAAAAUUCACCUGGAACAUUUUUUUUCACUGCUGAGACAAAAUAGCUGGCACCCACAAGUUGAAGGAGGAAAGGUUUAUUUCAGCUCACAGUGAUUCUGUCAAAUACUUAACCAACUAGUGAGUACCCAAGGAUGCCCAAGUCUAAAUGUGAUCCCUUAUAUAAAAUUAGGAGCAGAUUCUGACUUGAAAGGUAACUGCAUAACCAAGCAUCUCUUUGGAGUUCUUCAGUUCCUGUCUUCCUCUUACCUUAAAGCUUAAAGGCCAAGUCAGAAUGAGUAUGCAGGCAUGGGCCAUGAGAUGGGCAGGGCUGGAUCCUACCACUCCCUUUAGUAUUUAUUGCCAUCCCCAUCCCCAAACAUCUCUGGACGUGCUCACUCAAAUAAUUUGUGUCUUUCUUAGGACCACACCUUCUCUUAGCUUUCUUCCUUCACGAUUGUGAGGAAGCUUGGCAAGAGGAUAACUCCCAGCAGGGAAAAUGUUAAUCAUGGUUGCUUGCAUAUAGUGUGAGGCCACUUCUGUAUUAUAAUUUAGGAUAUUCAUAGGUAUUCAUUUUCUGUUCUAGUUGAGUAACUACCAUCAAAAUAUAGUAGCAAAUAAUUCCUAAUCCCUUAUUGAUAUAGAAAUGGUGUUCAUCAGAUUUCCUAAAAGGAGACUAACAUUUGUUGAGUACUCAAUGAAUACGAAUUCAUAGUGAUGAUGAAAAAAAAAGUUUCUACUUCAUCCUUAUUGAGAUUUCUAUCAGAGUUCAUUAAAUUUAACUUGGAAAUUUUUAGUGGCAAUGUUGCCCCUGUAAUCAGUUACCCCUGGUGGUGUUAAUACAAGUUUCUCUACCUGUUUCAAUGACUACUCAUUAAAUGAUCUUUCCUCCAAUUAAAUUAAGCUAGACAUGAAAGAGCACAGCCCUGAUGUCACCUAAGACUGACCUUUAUCCCGUCUGUACUCAAGCCCAAUAUAUGGUGUAGAAUAUGGUGUCUCCUUGGGUCAAAAUUAUUGACUCUUUCCCUCAGUUAAUUCAGGUUAGAUCUUAUUGAACCAUAUCUACAAUUUUGGGCCUGUUACUCAAAAAGCUAAUUCAUGUUCUAUCCUUAUUUUUUCCUGAAUGAUUUGGAUACAGCCUUAUCUAGAAGAUAAAAGGAAAAAACUGGCUUCAUGAAUGAUGUGCUAUUCAUUAGAGUCAGGAUUCUUAUAUUGACCUUAGGUACAUAAGUGAGUUCAAGCAUAUAUUCCAUUGCAUUCAUAUUUCAUUCAUUCAUUUAGCCCCUUAUUAACUAUCCAUUUCUUCCAGUGUCUUACUAUGUGUUGUAUUCUGUGUUAAGUAUUAGUGUUAAAGAAUAUGGACACAGAUUUUAAUUGUAAUAAGAUCAUUAAUGAAAUAUUAUUAAUAACUGUAAUAAGGCAAUAAUAAGGUAUUGUCAAAUAGAUAAAUAAUGGCCAUAUUGCUUAUGUGUUAAGAAAAUAAAUAAAAGAUGCUAAAGAUCUCAGAAAAGCCAUAUAAAAUUUAUGGAAUGAUCUGUUUCAUGGAAAACUUUUCCAGAAAAGGUACUAGAAUGGGUCUGAGAGAUGAACAGGGAGCAAUAGUCAGCAAAGGUAAAUAGUACAGUAGGCAAGGGGAAGUUUAAGCAGAGGCACAGAGAGAGACAGGUAUAAAAAAAGGAGGCAAUACAAGAUGAAAAAAAAACAAGGGACGCCGUGGUUAUUCUAGACAAGGUAAAAAAAAAUUGGCUUUAUACUAAAGAAAGGCCAUUGAAAGGGAAGGGCCAUAAACAUAUCUGUUAUAUUUUCCCUAAGAUAAAUUUGAUUAUAGUAACAAGAAUGAAAGAGAAUAGAGAAAAACCAGAGAUCUUCAUUAUCUACGUGGAAAAGAUCAAGUCCUGAACUGAGUUAGUGACUGUGGUACUGGAGAGAUAGAUAGAUUGGAAAGAGGAUACAGUUUGAGCAUUCCUAAUCUGAAAAUCUGAAAUCUGAAAUGCUACAAAAUCCAAAGCUAUUUAAGGGUUGUUUUGGUGCUCAAAAUGUUUCAGAGUAUUUGGGAUUCUAUAAUUUUGGAUUUAGAAUGCUCAAUUUGUAAAUUCUAUGAAAUAUUCCAAAAUCCAAAAAAAACCAUGAAAUUAGAGACAUUUCUGGUCCCAAGAAUAUCUCUCAACAUACAUAUAUGGGGUAAGUCCUAUAGAAUUUAAUGUUUAAUUGACAAGUGUAGGUAACAGAAAUAGACAAUUUUGGGAUGACCACUCUGGUAUGUGGGUGGUUCCUAUUAGCAAAGUGGGGAAUACAAGAAGAAGAAUAGAUUAAAAAACCUGGUGAUUAAAUUCAUGUCAUAUGUUAUCUCCUUCAAGGAUGUGGAUUAAGCUUCUAAGGUAAAGCAAGUUGAACAUACCUCAGUAAGAGGGAAGGAAUGUAAUUGGAAUUGUAGAAUUCUAUUUCCCUAAAAAAGAUGACUCAGAACAACUGAAAUAAAAAUGGAACUGGAUCAAACCUCA